Molecule: messenger RNA, 2264 nt
Organism: Mercurialis annua (annual mercury)
Lineage: Eukaryota; Viridiplantae; Streptophyta; Magnoliopsida; Malpighiales; Euphorbiaceae
Product: probable protein phosphatase 2C 4
Exons: 4
Coding region: 122-1912 (596 amino acids)
Biological process (GO): protein dephosphorylation
Molecular function (GO): protein serine/threonine phosphatase activity
Source: RefSeq, a predicted model, not a curated record
UAUUCAUCAUCAUCACUUCCCCUUCUUCUUUCUUCUCUUAGCAACAGAAAAAAAAAAUUAAUGCUAUGAUUAAUCGCAUUAAUUUAUUUUAGUGUAAGAGUUCACAGUUCUUGAAUUAUUAAUGGGUAACGGAGUUACAAAAGCCAGCCAGUACUGUUUUGCCAAUGGUACCGCCGGUGAAAUAUCUCGCCGUCAUGAUGAUAUCGCCGUUAAAGGACUUGGCCAUUCAUUCUGUUAUGUAAAAGCAGACCAAGCUCGCAUAUCCAACUCCAAGAUUCAUCAUCAGUCUGAAGAAAUUACAACGUUUUAUUCUAUCUCUGGUGCUUCUGUAAGUGCCAACACUUCUUCUUCGUCAAAUUUAUCAUCCGACGUUUCAGUUCCUUACAGUUCUGGGUUGGAUGAAGCUUCGGCUUUCGAAAGCUCGGAUUCUUUUGCUUCCGUCCCACUUCAGCCCGUUCCUCGCGGCAGCGGACAGCUGCAGACUAUUUCAGGUCCUGCUGAACGAGGGUUCUUGUCAGGUCCUAUGGAACGAGGGUUCCUGUCGGGUCCGAUUGAACGCGGGUUUUUAUCGGCCCCGAUUGAUCGCGAUAUGUAUUCGGGUUUAGUCGAGAAGGAGAAGGAGAAGGAGAAGAGUAGUUGUAAGUUAGAGAAGAGUUUAUCUAGUGUUGGUUUUGAUGUUGAUCGUGUAACAGAAGUUAAAAAAAAUAAAAGAAAUGUAAUCAAGACUUUAAAACGAGCAAUAUCAGACACUAUUUCGAGAGGGAAAAGAUCGUUGACAGGUAAUAAAAAUGGUGAAAAUUCGAUCCGCGAGAGCUGUAAUUUGAGUUUUAACAAUGAUCCUGACGAAGAAGAAAGCAUUUUUUCGACGGAACAUGAUCGGAAUCUUCACUGGGCGCAAGGGAAAGCGGGCGAAGAUCGAGUUCAUAUAGUAAUAUCCGAGGAAAAUAAAUGGGUUUUUGUCGGAAUUUAUGAUGGAUUUAACGGUCCUGAUGCGCCUGAUUUUUUACUUUCUAAUCUUUAUACUAAUGUCAAUGAGGAGCUCAAGGGUUUACUAUGGAGUGAUCAGACUACAUCAAAUGAGAUUAAUCAUUAUGAUAUUCUGAAAGCGCUGUCGAAAGCAUUGAAAAAAACAGAGGAUGAAUUCUUUGAAAUUGCAGAUAAAAUGGCAGAAGAAAAACCAGAGUUGGCUUUAAUGGGUUCUUGUGUUUUGGUGAUGGUGAUGAAAGGAGAAGAUGUUUAUCUGAUGAACGUUGGAGAUAGUCGGGUCGUUUUGGCUCAGAAAUGCGAUACGGAUCUUCGAUUAAGGAAAGGAAAUCAAGACUUGGAGAUGAUCAGUGAAGAUAAUUUGCAUGAUCUUGAAUUUAUUAGCUUGAAUUCUAUUCAACUUACCAUGGAUCAUAGUACUUAUGUUCAUAAGGAAGUUCAAAGAAUCAAGAAAGAACAUCCUGAUGAUCCCUCUGCUGUCACCAAUGACAGAGUUAAAGGAUACUUGAAGGUUACGCGCGCUUUCGGAGUUGGCUUUCUCAAACAGGCAAAGUGGAACGAUUUGCUGUUAGAGAUGUUCCGAAUCGAUUAUGUUGGAGCAUCACCGUACGUAACCUGUUUUCCGUCGCUUUAUCACCAUAGACUAAAUUCAAGAGACAGAUUCUUGAUAUUGUCAUCGGAUGGGCUAUAUCAAUACUUCACAAAUGAAGAAGCUGUCUCUCAAGUUGAAUUAUUUAUUGCAGCCUUUCCUGAAGGAGACCCUGCUCAACAUCUAAUUGAAGAAGUUUUGUUUCGUGCAGCCAAACGAGCCGGUAUAGAUUUUCACGAAUUGCUUGAUAUACCACAAGGAGACCGGCGUAGGUACCACGAUGAUGUUUCCGUCAUCAUUAUAUCUUUGGAAGGAAGAAUAUGGCGUUCAUAUGUGUAAAUACACACCCAAUUUUAAAUAUAUGUGAAUCCAUCAAACGAUUGACAAAGUUUUCGGUUUUUCUUUUGUUCUUUUUUUUUUUCAUUUUUGGCCUUCGGAUGAUUAACAUACCAACUACACUCAUGUAUAGAGGGGGGGAAAGGGUUCGAUCGGGAUUCUCUUGUGUUCUGAUAGGUGUGAUAGAUCAUGUUAAGUUAAUCUACGUCUUAGUGCAAAACGUAUAAAUUAAUUUACAUAAUCUAAUUAUGUUAUUAGAAUACGAGAGGAUCUUAUUCCGGAAAAGGGAGUUUUUGUUGUAUUUACCAAGUUUCAAGAAACUGUAAAGGUAUUGAAAAUGUUUGAUCUGUACUAA